AUGUAUUUAGUUUUUUUUAUUCUUGCCUCUUUGUUGCUAAGAGUUGAGGCGGGACUUUUCGAUAGAUACAGCGGGAAAAAAAUCGAAGAUAACAAAAAGGCAAAAGAAUUUCAGUCGACGAGUCUUACCGAGGUAUGUUCAAUAAAUAUAAAAUCCUGUACACCUCAUGAAGGCAGUCGGAUUGAUGGUACCUGUAACAACUAUAAAUAUCCGUCAACAGGAUCUGCUCGAGGGCCUUAUCUGAGGCUUUUUAAACCAGACUAUACUGCCAAUAAUACAAUUCGCAAAGACAUUAAUGGAAAACCAUUGCCGUCGGCCCGCAAGAUCAGGACAACAUUACUGUCAAAAGGACGGGUGAAUGAUCCUAUCUUAAACGUAGCUGCAGUUCAUUUCUUGGAAUUCAUCAAUAGAGAUGUCAGCACACUGAAUAUAUCAUUCAACUAUCUGAAACAUGUAUCUGACUGUUGCAACACACAAGCAACAGAUCCCCGAUGUGCUCCCAUAGAAGUCCCCGAUGACGAUCCCUAUCUGAAGGUAACAAAUAUACGGUGCCUAAACUUCUCUCGUGCCGAAACUUUCAAAGAUAUAGGAUGUACACCUCAAAUAAAACAUCCAGAACAGAUCAAUUACCAAACACCAACAAUAGAUCUAUCAACUAUAUAUGGAGUGGAUGAAAAAGCUCUUAGUACUAUCAGGGAAUUUAAAAAUGGAUCACUCCGUGAAGAGAAAAUAGCAAACCCUAAUAACAAGACUGAAGAUUUAUGUGUUAAAUAUCAUGAAAAUGAAACGAUUUGUUAUAAAUUCGGAUAUCCAGAAAUAGCCAAGUUUGACCUCAGAACGACAACUUUCAGCCUUUUCUUUAUAAGGGAGCACAACAGAUUGGCCAAAGCACUCCACAAAAUUAACCCAUGUUGGAAAGACGAUCGUUUGUUCAAGGUGGCAAGAAUGAUCAAUAUUGCAACAGCGGCUAAUAUGUUUAUGUACGAACUCCUACCGGAACUUAUGGGAUACAGAAAUAUGAUAAAUCAUGGUCUAAUAUCGAAACACAUUGAAUACGUGACUGCAUACGACGAAGAUGCGGUCCCAUUGGUAUACGCCGAAUACGAACUUGCAAUGAGAUUUUUCCACACUUUUUGGGAUGGCCGUAUCAAAAAAUAUGACGAAAAUCUGCAUUUUGUUGGAGAUUUGACCUUAAGUGAUACAUUAUUUAGUUAUGAUUCAAUACAAAAUGAUAAGAUUUUUAAAGAAGUCAACCGUGGUACGUUCUUUCAAAACGCUGGGAAAAUUGACGAUAUUAUUGAUCCUGAGAUUUCAGAGAAUUUCUAUAGUAAAAUAGAAAAAGCGCAUGAUCUCAUGGCCGAGGAUAUACAAAGGGGCAGAGAUAUGAGUGUACCACCAUAUAAUAAAUACAGACAGUUAUGUGGUAUGACACCGGCUAAAAAAUUUGAAGACUUUUUAGACGCUAUGAAUAUUGAGAAAAUGGAAACUCUGAAGACACUUUACAACAAUGUAGAUGAUGUAGAUUUGUUCGUUGGAAUUGUAAGCGAAAACUUUGUCCAAGAAGCCCAUAUAGGACCAACUCUAUACUGCAUUAUGGCAAAGCAACUUCAAAUAUUCAGAUUCGCCGACCGAUUUUGGUUUGAAAGAGGUGACCAAUUCCACAGCUUUUCAUUGUCUCAAUUACAUGAGAUCAGAAAAAGCAAUAUGGCGCGGUUUGCAUGUGACAACGCCGGUAUCGAAUUCAUUCAGCCGCGCGCAUUCUACGUUCCAGGCCAUGGUCACCAGUACAUCAAUGCUAAAAAUGUCGAGUUGAAGGGCGACACUGGGAGCACUGUAUGUACACGACGGUCUACCUACAAACCUAGUGGCAAUAACACGGCGGACGAAGAAGAAGACUACGGAGACCAGCCGAUCAUAUCCGAAGAGUUCCGAACGCCGUCUUUCUUAUCUGUGACGAUGCCGCUACACGCUUUCAACAAGAACUUACAGCUCGUUCAGCAAGUCGGGAAAAUUUCUACCGAUUUCGAGAAUGCACAUCUCCUUAUUCUGGAUUUACAUGAUGAUUCAGAGUCCGAUGAUGAGGGUGUUCGUGAGAGUUUUGAUGAUAUGUAUUUUAAUGUUCUAGCCUUGCAACGUACAUAUACUAAACCUAAGGUACGGAAUGAACCGGAACAGAACAGUUCUUCACAUAUAAAAUUACCCAAGGACACAAUAAAAUCGGUCAAUACUGCAUCAUUAUUGACACAUAACUCGAGUGUCAAUACAACUGUGCUGCUAGCAACAGCGAUUGUUACGGUAAAGGACCGUCUCGGUAACAUUCAAACUUUUCGUGCAUUGUUUGACACUGGCAGUCAGAAUAAUUUUAUUACUGAAGAAGCAGUAAAUCGUUUGAAUCUUAAUUUAGUUUCUUCUUCUUACUCAAUUAAAGGCUUGGGUGACGUGUCGGCGGCAACUAGCGGUAUAGUACGCUGUGUAGUUGGAAGCUUAUCGGCAAAUAACACUGAAGUGUCAUUUGAACUUGACAUGCACGUCAUUCCCAAGAUCUGUUGUGAUCAACCCAUUGCGAAACUAAACACUUUUGGGUGGUCACACAUCGAAUCAUUAAAUCUAGCUGAUCCUGGGUUUGCCAUACCCGGCCCUGUGGAUUUGUUACUUGGUGCAGACGUCUUCGCGGAUUCGCUCCUUACCGAACGCAUUAAGGGCGGUCCAUCGCAGCCACCAGCAUUUAAUUCAGUGUUUGGUUGGUUAUUAUUAGGCAAAACUUUGUUAUCAUGUUCAUCAUUGGCCGCGUUGCAAUCGAAUGUUGAAUCAGAACGUCUUGUGAAAUUGGUUGAACAAUUUUGGGAACUCGAUAGUGUAUCACAAGCUAAUUCAUAUACUCCUGAAGAUAUUCUUUGUGAGAAAGAAUAUGUCGCAACCACAACUCGAGAUAAGUCUGGUCGAUAUGAGGUAUAUUUACCGUUUAAAAACUCAUGUGAACCUGUUUUCAUGGGAUCUCGUGAAAUAGCGGAGAGGCGCUUUUAUGCACUUGAACGGCGUCUGUCUCGGAAUCCUGACCUAAAAUGUCAAUACGUUAAUUUCAUGCAAGACUAUAUUCAAAGCGGUCACAUGUCAUUAGUACCUGUUUCAGAAAAUCGUCGCGGUAAAUACUAUAUUCCGCAUCAUUGUAUUAUACGGCCGACAGUCCUACAACACAGCUUCGCGUAG
This is a messenger RNA of Galleria mellonella (greater wax moth), 3207 nucleotides long. Its product is annotated as peroxidase-like. Gene Ontology annotation, molecular function: heme binding; peroxidase activity. Gene Ontology annotation, biological process: response to oxidative stress. The transcript has 14 exons. NCBI's taxonomy places the organism in Eukaryota, Metazoa, Arthropoda, Insecta, Lepidoptera, Pyralidae. Bases 1 to 3207 code for a protein of 1068 amino acids. The record is from RefSeq and is a predicted model, not a curated record.